This is a messenger RNA of Schistosoma rodhaini, 567 nucleotides long. The record is from the annotation of a GenBank genome assembly. Lineage: Eukaryota; Metazoa; Platyhelminthes; Trematoda; Strigeidida; Schistosomatidae.
AUGAUGAAUUUGUACUGUAUGAAAACACAGAAUAAUCUACUUCCUCUAAAUGAACCUGAUGAGUUAUCGAAAACUGCUGAAAUUCCAUUAAAUGAACAAAAAGUGGUCCCAACGCAUCAUUUAUAUCCUUUGGCUUCACCAUUGAAUAGAAAUCCAUGUCAUGUUAUUUAUGAUGACGGUAUACAAAGUGAUUGUUGUACAUGGUCACCUGAUCCUCUAAUCAAUGGUCCUGCUAGAUGUGGUUGUUUCAUGGCUACUAUUCUAGCUAUAUUCAGUAUUAUAUUAUUACUUAUUGGGAUAAUUUUAACUAUACUACACUAUGUAAUCGGUAUGGAAUUUUAUACAGUUAAUCGUGGUCAAACUGUUGGUCCAUUAUUAUUAGGCCUUACAAUUAUACCUCUUAUAUUUAUGAUCUACUUCAUAUGUAUAGCUAAGCAUAAAACAGCUGAUUAUUUUGAACAGUUAGCAUUGAAUUAUCGUGCCAAAGAACGAACAGCUUACAGACAAUAUCAGGCAGAAUUAGCACGAAGUUCAAUUGGAUUACAAAACUCAUCUAGAUGUAAUUAA